Acaulospora morrowiae is the source of this 2513-nucleotide messenger RNA. NCBI's taxonomy places the organism in Eukaryota, Fungi, Glomeromycota, Glomeromycetes, Diversisporales, Acaulosporaceae. The record is from the annotation of a GenBank genome assembly.
GGAAAGAUUAUUUGCACAUUGAUUUGGAAACCGGAAAAAUAAUAAAGAAAGAUUCGUAUGAAGCUAAUUCAGAAUCAAGAUACUACGAUAUCUAUGGUGUAGUAGGUCUGCUAGAAUUACUGUCUGCAAUUCACUUGAUUGUGAUUACUGAACGAAAAAACCUUGGGAAAGUACAGGGUAAAGAUGUUUAUAUGAUCAAGAGAGUCGCAAUUUUGCCCUUAGACUACGAUAGAGCAUGUAAAAUUCUUGAAAAACAUCCAUGGCCUAUAGAUGACGAAUGGAGUAAUACAGAAGGCCACCAACGAUAUGUCUCGAAUGUUAUUGAGGAAGUCGAAGUGCCAGACUCACCGCAAGUGCUAUCGUCAUCUGCCCCAGAGUCAGGAGAAACGCCAGAUUCAUCUGUCUUAUCUCUGGCUUCCGAACCCUUACCCAAGAAACAACCAAUGUCUGUAUUUUUUUCAAAAAUGAAAUCAACCUUUUCGGAAUUGCGAAGGAAGAGGUCUCUCUCUCUCUCUUCAAAUGAUUCUGAUUCCGAAUUAGAUAAGGAUAGCGAAUGGGAAACAGUUCCUUCAGAAGAGGGGUUUUCUAAUGAAACCAUUACGAAGAAUUCUCCUGAAAAAUUUUCGUUUGCAAAUGGACUGUCAACCGCUGCAAAACGAAUGACCGGUGUUUUUGAAGGAUUUGGUAAAGAGGAUAUGACUCCAAAAACAAUAAAUAUUAAAGAUCCAAUUGACAAAAAAGUCAUGGACGCUCGAGUAUCAAGAGAGCUUGCAAAUUUCUUUCAGUCAGAAUCGUUUUUCUUUUCAUAUGAACUUGAUAUAACAGUUAGCUUGCAGAAGAAGCAUGAGAGGAAGGUACAAAAUGAUCAACCUCUGUGGAAGCAAGUAGAAAAGCGAUUUUGGUGGAAUGAACAUCUGCUACAUCAUCUAAUAGAGCUUGAGCUCCAUGAAUGGAUAUUACCUAUAAUGCAAGGAUUUGUGCAAACGGAAAGUUGUGUAAUCGAAGAUAGGGAGUUUGAUUUUACUUUAAUUUCUCGCCGAAGUCGAGACAGAGCAGGUCUAAGAUAUCAGCGUAGGGGAGUAGAUGAACAUGGAAACGUCGCCAAUUACGUUGAGACGGAGCAAAUUAUAGCAAUUGAGAUUGAUCAUGAACACCAUGAUGCUUCAUUUUUACAAGUUCGUGGUUCAAAACGUUCUGCAAAAGAAAAUAGCGAGGCAUUUUCAAAGCAUUUUGAGUCCAUAAUUGAAUAUUAUGGAGACAUAAGUUGCAUUAAUUUGGUCGAGACGACUGGAAGGGAAGCUACUAUUGGGAGUGCUUAUCAAGAAGAAAUAGAAAAACAAAAUAAUAAUAAAAUCAACUACAUUGAGUUUGACUUCCACAAGGAAUGUAAGGGCAUGAAAUAUGAGAAUAUUUCCAACCUCAUAUCAAAGCUUGAUCGAAACUUUUCUACAAUGAAAUACUUUUGGCAGGCUGGUGAUGAAGAAGUUCAUUGUAAACAGGAGGGCAUUUUUCGUACGAAUUGUAUGGAUUGCCUAGACCGCACAAAUGUCGUGCAGAGCGCUCUUGCAAGAGAAGUAUUAAACCUUCAACUUCUUAGAUUCGGAUUAUCAGAUUAUCUUAUUGAUGGUAUAUCUCACUAUGAACAAUUUGAGAAUAUAUUUAAUGAAGUUUGGGCAAAUAAUGGGGAUUCUAUAAGUAAAGAAUAUGCUGGAACUAGCGCAUUGAAAGGUAAAAGAAAUUUGCAAGGUGUUGUCAACGAUGCAUCGAAUUCUAUAGCUCGAUUGUUUCAAAACAAUUUUAAAGAUUUCUUCCGACAGGCCAUGAUUGAUUACCUUCUCGGUAAUCAUUCGAUUGAAGUUUUUCAGGAACUCCAGCAGAAAUUCGAAGUAUCUCAACCAGGUGAUGCUGAUCGAUGGGCUAAAGUCCGGACAACUGCAAUUGAAAUCAGUAGUUCAAUUGUCAUAGCGGAUGAAGAAAAGAUCAAUGGGUGGACGUUUCUCUCGCCCAAUGAUUCAAAUACUUUACGGGGAAGGUCAUAUGAGGAAAAGGUCUUACUUUUAACAAAAAAAGCAUUAUAUGUUUGCACUUUUCAUUACAAAUUAGAAAAGGUUAUCCAAUUUAAGAGAAUUGGAUUAGGAGAAAUUACACUUAUUGAAAAAGGUGAAUAUAUAUUGUCUACUUUAUACCCGUCAUGUGUUUCUUUAGAGGACAAUUAUGGAUUUGUAGUAUAUUACAUGGCAUCUGGGGAAUCAAUUGGUGAAGCAACCAAAUUUGAUGGGGGUGGCGGUGGAAAUAACACCUCUAUUUCCGGUGAUUAUUCGUCACCUAAAACGAGUCAACAGGUAGUUAACGAGGUAGUUGGAGAAAUAGUAAAUGCCUGUUGGGCCGUCGGAAAUGCCGAAGAUAAUGAUUUUGUAGUAGAAAGGCCAAUUAUAAGUUUGGAAGAAGCGAACAAGAAUACAGGCAUUAUGACUAAAGUUGGCUUCAAAGUUAAACAGGCUCUGUGGCUCUAA